AUGGACACUCGGUUUAGGAGUCCUGUUGUUCCACGUAAAAUCAGUGGUGCUGAAGAUGCAUCGGUAAAUGCUGUGGUUAAAAAAUCUAAAAGAUCAAAAUCAUCAGAACAUUCACUGGAAAAAGUCGAUCCUUUUUUGAGGAUGAAUGUCAAGGAUGGCAAAGAUCCUGAAGAUCCAAUGACAGUCUUGAAUAAGAGGUGGUCUAUCAUAGCCAGGAAUCAAGAAACGAUGUCCAAGCAAGAGUUACUCAAUAAUUAUCGAUUAUUAAUGAAUGAUCAUCUUCGUCUUGAACGAUUUCUUUCAAUUGUUACCAAAGAUAGUGAGAUGGCAAGGAACAGACUUGAGACGGAUUUAUUGGAUGCUAUGAUGUGCAUUGUGGAUUUACAACAGGCACUGGAAGUAAAAAUGGCAAGACGUCGAAAAAUCUAUUUGUGA
Rodentolepis nana is the source of this 435-nucleotide messenger RNA. The record is from the annotation of a GenBank genome assembly. NCBI's taxonomy places the organism in Eukaryota, Metazoa, Platyhelminthes, Cestoda, Cyclophyllidea, Hymenolepididae.